Messenger RNA from Theobroma umbraticum, 2580 nucleotides. RefSeq lists its product as uncharacterized. Gene Ontology annotation, molecular function: poly(A) binding. Gene Ontology annotation, cellular component: nucleolus. The record is from RefSeq and is a predicted model, not a curated record. NCBI's taxonomy places the organism in Eukaryota, Viridiplantae, Streptophyta, Magnoliopsida, Malvales, Malvaceae.
AUAUAAGCCACACUUUCUCGAGUGCUUCCUUCCCCCAAAACCCUAAACCCCCCAAAGUAUCCUAACUACUAGGGUUUUGCGGUUUCGCAGAGCCCGCUGUUUUUCUCUUCCAAAUCCAAGAAGAUCCCGUCUCCCGUUUCUAUCUCUCUAGCCUAACAAUGGGAAAGUCAAGCAAGAAAUCAACCCCCAAAGUUGAAGCAGCCCGUGAUGUAGCUCCUCCUAAGUCUGGAAAGAAAGGCAAGAGAGAAGCUGAAGAAACUCCUGAAAAACAAGUGGUUGUGAAAAAACAGAAGAAAAACGAUGGAGUAGCACAGGCUAUUGUAAAGGAGAAGGUUGAAGCAAAGACCCAGAAGAAGAAGAAAGAUGAAACCAGCAGUUCUUCCGAUGACUCUUCUGAUUCGGAGGAUGAACCUGUGCCCCAAAAGAAGCAGCCAGCUAUGGCCAAGAAUGGCUCUGUUCCAGCAAAGAAAGCAAAACAAGCUAGCAGUUCAGAUUCUUCUGAGUCUAGUAGUGAGGAUGAUUCAUCCUCUGAUGAAGAAGCACCUGCUCAGAAGAAAAAACCAGUUGUUGCUAAAAAUGGCUCUGUUCCAGCUGCUAAGGCAGUGAAAACCGAGAGUUCCGAUUCAUCUUCUGAUGAUGAUUCUGAUUCUGAUGAUGAGCCUGCUGUAAAAACAAAGGUAUCAGCAGCUGUUAAAAAUGGCUCUGCACCUGUUAAGAAAGGAAAGGCCUCAAGCAGUUCAGAUUCUUCAGAUGAAGAUAGCAGCUCAGAUGAAGAUGAUGAAAAAUCAAAGCCUGCCUCUAAGAAAGGACCUACCACUGUUCCCAAAAAGGGGUCAAGCGAUAGUUCGGAAAGUGACAGCUCUUCAGAUGAGGACACCACCCAAACAAAUAAAUUGCCUUUUUCUCUUAUUAAAUUUGCAUCUAGUGAUAGCAGCUCUGAUGAGGAUUCUGAUGAAGAGGAUGUAAAGAAAGCAACUGUGGUGAAGCAAGUGACUGCUCCUACCCCAAAGAAAACAGAGGAAUCCAGUAGUAGCUCUUCUGAUGAUAGUGAUUCUGAGGAAGAAGAGCUGAAAAAUGAAGCUAAAGGUGAUAAGAAACCUGUUACUGGCAAAACAGCUAAGAAAGAAGAGUCAUCUGAAAGUUCAUCAGACACUGAUUCCUCUGAGGAUGAGGCUCCUUUGAACAAAGUUCCUGUUGCUUCUAAAAGACCUCUUCCUACAGCCGGGGCAAAACAAUCAAAACAGGAAAGUGAUGAUAGUGAUGAUGAUGAUAGCUCUGAUGAAAGUGAGGAUGAACAACCUGCAGCCAAAAAGUCAAAGGUUGGUUCAGAUAGUGGAAAAGAUGCUAAAGUUAUCAAAAAAGUAAGCAGUAAUGAAGAGGAGGGAUCUGAAGAAUCAUCUGAUGAAGAUGAGGAAAGUGAUGAUGAAGAAGAAACUCCAAAGAAAAAAGAUACUGAUGUUGAAAUGGUGGGUGCUACAACCCCACAGAAAAUUACCAAGCAGCAGGAUUUGAAGUCUGCUAAGAAAGCUCCCCAAACUCCUGCAACGCCUCAAGGUCAAUCAACAGGAUCAAAGACUUUGUUUGUUGGAAACCUACCUUAUCAAGUUGAACAAGCUGAUGUAAAGAAUUUCUUUAAAGAUGCUGGUGAGAUUGUGGAUAUACGUUUUGCUACUGAUGCUGAAGGGAACUUUAAGGGAUUUGGACAUGUUGAAUUUGCUACAGCAGAGGCUGCACAGAAGGCUUUGGAAUUGAAUGGUGAAUAUUUGAUGAAUCGUUCUCUUAGACUUGAUUUGGCCCGUGAAAGGGGUGCAUACACACCGUACAGCGGCAAUGGGAACAAUUCAUUCCAGAAAGGUGGAAGAAGUCAGACUCGAACAAUUUUUGUCAAGGGGUUUGAUCAAUCUCUUGGUGAAGAUGAGGUUAAGAGUUCUUUGGAAGAGCACUUUGGUUCUUGUGGAGAUAUUUCUAGGGUUGCAAUUCCAGUAGAUCGGGAGACUGGUGGUGUGAAAGGUUACGCUUACUUGGAUUUCAACGAUGGUGAUAGUUUCAACAAAGCUUUAGAACUUGAUGGAUCUGAACUAAACAAUUAUUCCUUGUCUGUGGAUGAGGCAAAACCAAGAGGUGAAUUCCGUGAUGGUCCAGGCAGUGGAAGAGGUGGUGGCAGGAGUGGUGGAAGGAGUGGGGGAUGGAGUGGGGGAAGGGAUGGUGGUGGCCGUGGUGGUCGUGGUGGUAGGCGUGGGGGUGGUCGAUUUGGUGGUGCUGGCAGAGGUCGUGGACCUAAUAAGCCAAACCUUGCUGCUGCUGGCACAGGAAGGAAGACAACUUUCAAUGAUGAGGAUUAGUGUGGGGUCGAGCACUUGUUUUUUCCCCUGCCUUAUUGUCCCUGCUUAAGUUCAAAAGUAGUAAUUGUUUUUGGUAGAAUAUAUUUUUGCAUUCCACCUUUAUUUUGCUACCUUAAUUAUUGUGUCGAAUUUCGUGAAAUGUUUUAUUAUGCCGUGGCUAUUACCUUUUAAUUGUUUGUUAUCAGAAGUUGCCUUUUGGGCUUAUAUUAUAUAAAAAUAUAAUUUUGAUAUUAUGGAA